Theobroma cacao (cacao) is the source of this 704-nucleotide messenger RNA. RefSeq names its product NADH dehydrogenase [ubiquinone] iron-sulfur protein 5-B. The record is from RefSeq and is a predicted model, not a curated record. NCBI's taxonomy places the organism in Eukaryota, Viridiplantae, Streptophyta, Magnoliopsida, Malvales, Malvaceae. Gene Ontology annotation, cellular component: respiratory chain complex I. Gene Ontology annotation, biological process: mitochondrial respiratory chain complex I assembly.
UAAUACAUUUUGUUAUUUUCCAAUGUUGCAAUGGGUUGAUUAGUCCGAAAAACGGAUGACGACCCGUGGUCCAUGGGUAGCCCGCAAACCCGUGCGUAAAUACACACUUCUCCGCACAAUCAGAUUGAACAUUUUUACUCGACUACAAUCCAUCUGAUCGGGCGGAGAACGACAGACAUGGCGUCAGGUUGGGGAAUCAAUGGGAACAAAGGUAGGUGCUACGAUUUCUGGGUCGAUUUCAGCGAGUGUAUGUCCCGUUGCAGAGAGCCCAAGGACUGCGCUCUACUCCGCGAAGACUAUCUCGAGUGCCUCCACCAUUCCAAAGAGUUUCAACGAAGAAAUCGAAUUUAUAAGGAGGAGCAACGUAAAUUAAGAGCUGCUACACGGAAAGGCAAGGAAGGCGAAGAUGGUGUUGGCCAUCAUGCAUAGUAAUAAUUCAUGAUCCUUUGAAUUUCCAAGAAUAAUAAUGCAUGGAGAUUGUUGUAUUUUUUGUUCGGAUUGGUAUUUUAACUCUUUUUGAAAUUACCUUGGUUUCCUUUUCUUUGGAAUGGAUAUUGUUGAACGGGUAUUGUUGUUUUGAGCCUGUGCAAAGAGGCAAUGAUUAGUCUUUGGUCACAUUCCUGGGUGUGGAGCAACAUUAUUUGAGAAUCUGAUGUGUCCAUUGAACUCUCAUAAUAUUGCAGUUAUAGUUCAAAUUCUGAGAA